This is a messenger RNA of Colletes gigas, 3110 nucleotides long. RefSeq lists its product as uncharacterized. Lineage: Eukaryota; Metazoa; Arthropoda; Insecta; Hymenoptera; Colletidae. Bases 1251 to 2909 code for a protein of 552 amino acids. The record is from RefSeq and is a predicted model, not a curated record. The transcript has 7 exons.
AUGACGUUACACUUGACGGGUGGUAAAGGAACCGGCAUUAUAGACGGUAACGAUAUAGGCAAAAAUUCUCCUGGCCAGAGGUGAACAGCAUCCAUAAACAAAAAUCCAAUAAGGAUGCUAUGCAUGAGAGGAGCUAAAACCCUUAACAGUCUGCUUCUGGGUGGUUUCUGUGGCCAAAUGAAAAUCAAUUGAGAUCCAUCUGUUGCAAGAAAAGAGGUUGGAUGCUCAUCAAACAAAAGCUAAGUAUCGUAGAAAAUGAAAGAUAACAAAUACAUAGGAUAAAACGUGUACGAAGUUUCAAAAGACAAACUUGUAUUGCGAUGAAUAAUCGACGAUUUAACGUGAUGGGGAUUGACGCCGGGGGGAGCACUAAAUAUUCCAUUUCCGCUACAAGUUUUUCUCUUUUUAUACCUAAAUCUACGACCACCGUUUUGCCCGUACAAUACACGAUCCUCAAAAUUACGUUCGUAGCUAGACCUAGCAAAGUUUGUAACUGUGGCUCCUACGCUGUCCUGAAGGGACACGGUAGUUCCAGUUAUCAACGAACAUUUAUCGUCAUCUGUGUCACGACUGGUCAAGUCCUCCGAUCUGUUAUCAAAUAUUAAUCUUAUUAAUACGUACAUAGAUAAAUAAUCAAAUUACAUGUUCAGCGUUUUACUGACUCUUGACUAAGUCGAGUUGUAACAUUACUAUCUUCUUCUUUUUGCUCCAGAUUUCAAAUAAUCCGAUAUUUUACACGUCCCUUUAUUUAAUGGAAUUAAUACAUUUUGAGCGAUUCACGGAAAGCAAUAUUAAUGCAUGCCGAUUUCUUUCGCGUUCUUUUCAGGGGAUGGCGAAAGGACACGUUUGUCACAGAUUUUCUGGUUUCUCUUCGUUUUUGUUUUUCCAAUAGCAAAACUAUGAACAAUUUCAAAUCGAUAUACAAUUCAAUCCUGAGCGCGUGAAAUUGCCGCGUCGAUUAAAAAAUUGAAAUGAAACCGAACUUUGAAAGCACGAUGUAAACGACAUUUUGUUAAAAAUAUGAAAAUUUAUAUAACUGUAUUAAUCGUACGCAUGGCGGAACUUUUUGAGUUAAUGGCAGCUACCGAAGACGAAACUUAACGUUCACAUAAUAUCAAAAUUUUCCGAACAAGAUUACCGAAAAUACCUGAUUACCAAUUUCUCUGUAACGAAGAUAAAACAUAUGGAAAAAUUAUAGCAAUAGAGUCAUCGAUCUUAUUUGGAACAGACGCCCACGUCCUCGAAACAAGAUGUCUCGUUGUAAAUGUUCUAAGACGGAUAUACAAGUACCCGAGCCUGGCUCGCGGUACUUUGAAGACAUCACGACCAAAAUGGAGGAACGACGCUGCGACUUAAUAGGUAGACAGAAGUAUCUGAGAGACAAAAUCACGACGAUGGAACGCUCGAUCCCAGCGCUGAUAGCGUACAAUAUGUGGAUGGCCAAAGAUAUGUGCGACGACGCGCCGUAUUGUAAAGUUCGGAACAUCAUGAAGAGAUUCUCGACACAUCCGGACCCGACCGAGAAGCUCCUAGGCAACUUGAAAAAGACCGUAAAGGAACUUCACGGGGAGACGACGGAGUUGCAUGAGAAAAUUAUUCAAGCGGACGUUAAGUUGGAGGAAACUGACAUGGAGCUUGAAUCCUUGGAACUUGCGAACAAAGAGAUGAACGAUACUUUGAACAAUUUGGAGAAGGAGGUGGGAAGUUACACUUCCCCCAGUCUUCAUUCCAUCCAUUCCGAAGACCUGAUAUGUUUAUCGAAGAUUCGUCAACUGGCUAAAGAGGAGUUAUGUUUGAAGAAUUGCAUCAGGGAGUUGGAGUUGAAAGAGACGUUGUUUAAGGAACACAUGGACCGCUUGUUGACGUCCAGAGAGUAUCAAAAUGUUUGCGAUAGACGUAAAGUAAUCGGUUGUCUUCAAGAUAUGGACUGUAGCGGUAAAAACAUAUGCUGUAUUCCUAAAAAAUGUUUGCGGCACAAGCCAACCGGACAUCGUUCAAAGAAAAAACUCGGAAAAGAAGAAAUCGAUGUAGUCAGCGAAAGCGAACGGACACAGACACAAAGUGAUGCAAUAGUCUCUACUUCCGAGCACGACAUUAAAGAUAAGCAAAAUCAUGUCGUCAAGCAAAAGGAGCCCAAAGAAAAGAUAGAGAAAAAAUCUUCGUGGAUGCCGAAUUGGUGGUCAGGCAAUCAGAAAGCGGAAGAAGUCACGUCUUUGAAGGACGAAGAAACGAUUACGUUGCCGACUCCUGAGAAUAGCGAGCUUGCGAAAUCGGCGCAAUUGCACAGUUCCGAGGGAGAACUGAAAAAUGUAAAAGAGAUCAACGAUAAACCAUCUAAAUCGAAUAAAACUGGAUACACAAUUCCGUCUUGUAAACCUUGUGGACACUCGGUGUGUCCACCGCCAUCCUCCAUGAAAUCGGGAGAUCAUCGAAAGAUCAAGACCAAAACUAAACUUUGCGCUGGCAAAUUCGUCCUACCUUGUGAUAUCCCCUGCAAUAAACUGUACAAGGGUUGUUCCCAAUCUACAGUUCCAUCGACGAAACCACUUUGCGAGCUAAUACGUUGCCUAGCCGCGGAUCAUGGCAUUCGAAAAUCGUGCAAACCAUUCAUACCACCCUGUAAUCUUGGAAAUCUCUGUGAAAUUUGUCCUUCAAUGUCUUGUAAGGAUUAUCCAAGGAUUGGAAACUGCAGGUGCAACUGCAAGGGUAAAUGUGCUCUAGGGCUAUCAGAUGCAGAGUGUAAUUGCAGCGAUGCGCUAUUGGAUCCGUCGGACGAGUACCAACCUACUGCUUCAAAACUGCAUAUGGACCCACACGCGCAAGAUAGUAAUAGCGACGAUGAAUUUUGCGAAUGUUGUUCCUGUGGCUGCGAAGACAGUAACCCGUCCUUCGCAUGCCAGUGCAACUAACUGUUGGUCUACCAAAUUUCUAAGAAAACAUUGAUAUAAAAAUUUACGAAAUUUAAGAGACAUAUUUUUAAUGCAUACAAUAGUAUUAUAACUUUGUAUGAAGCAGGAAGUAGUUACAAUGUUUGAGCAUGAAACAGAAUUCAAUAGAGAUUUAUUGAAUCUGUAAUUUCAGAUUGGUAUUUUUAAUAGCUUAAUUAUGUA